Molecule: messenger RNA, 633 nt
Organism: Ramularia collo-cygni
Lineage: Eukaryota; Fungi; Ascomycota; Dothideomycetes; Mycosphaerellales; Mycosphaerellaceae
Product: related to RNA binding protein Pym
Exons: 1
Coding region: 1-633 (210 amino acids)
Biological process (GO): exon-exon junction complex disassembly
Cellular component (GO): cytoplasm; exon-exon junction complex
Molecular function (GO): RNA binding
Source: RefSeq, a predicted model, not a curated record
AUGGCGCCUACAACAGAUACCUCUCGGGCGGGCAUUCGAAAGCUCAGCACGGGUGAAUCGGUUAUUCCUUCUUCGACCCGCCCAGAUGGCUCGGUACGCAAGGAGAUACGAGUGAAGCCAGGUUACAAGCCGCCAGAGGAUGUGGAGGUUUACAAGAAUCGCACAGCCCAUGCCUUCAAGAACAGAGGCAAAGGCGGCGUGGUGGGUGCAGAAGCUGUGGAGGAAGAAAAGGCACCUCUCUCCGCUGCCGCUGGGAAGAAUGCCAAACGGAGGGAGGCUAGGAAGAAGGCUGCAGCCGCUGGAGAAGGGAAAGACGAUGGUGGCGAGGAUGAGGGUGCCGCCGACAAUGCCAAAGUUUCAAACGGAGAACCUCAGGCCGAUACUGCGCCCAAGCCGCAAGAGCCUGCCGACGUGGACCCCGAAGUAGAGAGGGCGAAGGAAGCACGCAAACUCGCCAAAAAACUGCGUCAAGCACGUGAACUCAAGGACAAGCUCGCUUCUGUUAUUAAGAUCCAAGAGUUGAUUCGCCAGCUUGACAACCUUGGGUUCGAUGCCGAAGGUCAAAAAAAGGACGAGCAGGGCGCAUUGCCUAAGCGUGCGAAGGAAAAGGCCGGCGAGACAGCAGCAGGCUGA